This is a messenger RNA of Heterocephalus glaber (naked mole-rat), 1274 nucleotides long. RefSeq names its product cell death inducing DFFA like effector c (gene Cidec). Gene Ontology annotation, biological process: regulation of apoptotic process; apoptotic process. Lineage: Eukaryota; Metazoa; Chordata; Mammalia; Rodentia; Bathyergidae. The record is from RefSeq and is a predicted model, not a curated record.
UCUCUGGACUAUAAGCGACCUUGGGGUUCCCAGAAGUGUGAGGCAGAGUGACUCACCUCCUGCCAGCAUAGAGUGGACUCUGACCCCAAGGGACAGGAGCAAACCAGGCAGGGCCUCUUCAGCCCAACUCAGGAUCUCUGUUCACUGUGACAGAGCCAGGGGCAGAGAAACAUGGAGUCCAAUGCAGUCCAGCUGAUGAGGAUGAACUAUGCCAUGAAGUCCCUCAGCCUUCUCUACCCCAGGUCCCCAGGCAGGCACAUGGCAGUGAGCACCCAGGCAGUGGUGACCCAGCAGCUGGUGUCCGAGGCCGUUCCAGAGACCCCCAGGGCCCGGCCCUGGCGAGUGAGCACUGCAGAUCGGAGUGUGCGCAAGGGCAUCAUGGCAUGCAGCCUACAGGAUCUCCUCCACAAGGUCCGGGACAUCCUGAUGCUAAAAGACAAGCCCUUCUCCCUGGUGCUGGAAGAAGACGGCACAGCUGUAGAGACAGAGGGAUAUUUCCAAGCCCUGGCAGGGAAUACGGUAUUCAUGGUCCUCCAGAAGGGGCAGAAAUGGCAGCCCCCAUCAGAACAGGGGACUAGGUACCAACUCUCCCUCUCUGACAAGCCCUCCAAGAAGAUUGAUGUGGCCCGCAUAACCUUUGACCUGUACAAACUGAGCCCAAAGGACUUCAUUGGCUGUCUGAAUGUGAAGGCGACCCUCUACAACACGUACUCCCUGUCCUAUGACCUGCACUGCUACAGGGCCAAGCGCAUUGUAAAGGAAGUGCUCUGCUGGGUCCUCUUCGGCAUGCGGGCCACAGGCCACAUGUUGCUCGGCACCUCCUGCUACAUGCAGCAGCUCCUGGAUGCCACUGAGGAGGGGCAGCCCGCCCAGGCCCAGGCCUCCUCCCUCCUCCAGACCUGCCUGAAGAUUCUGCCGUGAAGCCCAGAGGCUUUGAGGGCUUCCCCAGCCACAGAUGAGACUGGAGCCUAUGCACAAGCCUCACCUCCCCAAGCCUCCCUCACAGCACAGGAGCACAAACUAGGUGGAAAGAAGGCCUGGAAGCUACCCUGCCCUGCCAUGCAAGAGGCUCAGUUGCCUGGCCUGAGCUGCUCCUUCAUGCCCCAGGAAGCUUAGCUGACCACAACAGUGACCCAGCAGAUGGCUUGAAGCCAUGUGUCCUGACACUGCACCCCUCCCUCCUUCUGCCACCCAUCCCAGAAUACUCCUAUGUGAAUCAUCAAGCCCACUAAUGCUCCAUAUCUGAGUUUGCAAUACACUAUUUAUGUGACACA